AUGUUACGCCGUCAGGCACGCUUGCGCAGGGAAUACCUGUACCGUAAAGCGGUAGAAGGACGACAUAAAACGCAGCAGGAUAAAAAAGAGCGCAUAAAACGAUCGCUCGAGGAACACAUUCCGAUCCAUGGCGACCUGAAGAAGGAUGCCCUGGCGUUGCAGGAGAAACUCAAAUGGACCGACGAAGGCCCCAAACGGGCGGCCGAAAUUGCCGGUGUCAGUGGUGGGGCGAACACGGUCGACUCGAAGGACGACGAGUAUCGUUACGCGGGAUGCGAAGACCCCAAGAUUAUGAUCACCACGUCCCGCGAUCCAUCGUCGAAGCUGAAGCAGUUCGUGAAGGAGCUGCGGUUGAUCUUCCCGAACGCGCAGCGCAUGAACCGUGGUAACUUCGAGAUGAAGCAACUGGUGCAGGCGUGCCGGGCCAACAACGUGACGGAUUUCAUCGUAGUGCACGAACACCACGGCGUACCGGACAAUCUUAUUAUCUGCCACCUGCCGUACGGGCCGACCGCGUGCUUCAACGUGUCCGGUGUCGUGAUGCGCCACGACAUACCGGACAUUGGGCCGAUGAGCGAGCAAAAGCCGCAUCUGGUUUUUCACAACUUCAAAACAAAGCUGGCCGAACGGACGAUGUCGAUCUUGCGCUACCUGUUCCCGGUGCCCAAGGAGGACUCGAAGCGUGUGCUGACAUUUGCCAACCACGAUGACUACAUCAGCUUCCGGCACCACACGUACCGGAUGGUGGACCGCGAACUCGAGCUCACGGAAGUAGGUCCCAGGUUCCAGCUGAAACUCUACCAGAUCAAGCUCGGCACGUUGGAUGAGCUCGAUGCAGCCGACACGGAAUGGGUGUAUCGACCGUACAUGAAUACGGCCGCAAAACGGCGCUUUCUCUCGGACGAAGAUGGCUGGCAGCAGGAAGAUGAAGUGGAAGGGUAG
Molecule: messenger RNA, 942 nt
Organism: Anopheles cruzii
Lineage: Eukaryota; Metazoa; Arthropoda; Insecta; Diptera; Culicidae
Product: U3 small nucleolar ribonucleoprotein protein IMP4
Exons: 1
Coding region: 1-942 (313 amino acids)
Biological process (GO): rRNA processing
Cellular component (GO): Mpp10 complex; small-subunit processome; nucleolus
Molecular function (GO): rRNA primary transcript binding; snoRNA binding
Source: RefSeq, a predicted model, not a curated record